CAGGGGCAGGCCGAGGCCGCGCACUCGCCACACGCCGCCGGGCAGCGCCGGGGGAAGGUUUCGCUGCUCGCUCGCUGCCGGAGCCGGGGACGAUGCAGGCGGAGUCGGGGAUCGUGGCGGACUUCGAGGUCGGCGAGGAGUUUCACGAGGAGCCCAAGACCUACUAUGAGCUGAAGAGCCAGCCCCUGAAAAGCAGCAGUUCCGAGCAUCCUGGAGCUUCCAAGCCUCCCCUAAGCUCCUCCAGUAUGACAUCACGGAUUUUGUUACGACAGCAGCUCAUGCGUGAGCAGAUGCAGGAGCAAGAGCGUCGAGAGCAGCAACAGAAGCAGCAAGCAGCCCAGUUCAUGCAGCAGAGAGUACCACUCAGUCAGACACCAGCCAUCAACGUCAGUGUCCCCUGUAACCUGCCCCCUCCUACCCAGGUGCCAAUGGAAGUCCUCAAGGUGCAGACUCACCUUGAAAAUCCAACCAAGUACCACAUUCAGCAAGCCCAACGGCAGCAGGUAAAGCAGUACCUUUCUACCACUCUAGCAAAUAAACAUACCAACCAAGCUCUGAGCUUGCCCUGUCCAAACCAGCCUGGUGAUCAUGUCAUGCCACCUGGAACUGGAAGCAGCGCACCGAACAGUCCAAUGGCUAUGCUUACACUUAACUCCAACUGUGAAAAAGAGGGAUUUUAUAAAUUUGAAGAGCAGAGCAGGGUGGAGAGCGAGUGCCCGGCUCUGAACACACACACGCGAGCGUCAUGCAUGCAGAUGGAUGAUGUAAUUGAUGACAUAAUUAGCUUGGAAUCAAGUUAUAACGAAGAAAUCCUUGGCCUGAUGGAUCCUGCCCUGCAAAUGGCAAAUACGUUACCUGUAUCUGGCAAUUUGAUUGACCUUUAUGGCAACCAAGGCAUGCCUCCUUCAGGACUGAACAUCAGCAACUCGUGUCCAGCUAAUCUUCCCAAUAUAAAAAGGGAGCUCACAGAGUCAGAAGCAAGGGCGCUGGCUAAAGAGAGGCAGAAGAAAGAUAAUCACAAUUUAAUUGAACGAAGGAGAAGAUUUAAUAUUAACGAUCGCAUUAAAGAAUUAGGCACGUUGAUACCAAAAUCAAAUGACCCGGACAUGCGCUGGAAUAAGGGCACUAUUUUAAAAGCGUCGGUGGACUAUAUCCGCAAACUGCAGAGAGAACAACAACGCACAAAAGAACUUGAGAACAGGCAGAAGAAACUAGAACAUGCCAAUAGACAUCUAUUGCUCAGAAUACAGGAACUUGAGAUGCAGGCUCGAGCACACGGACUUUCUCUUGUCCCAUCAACAGGCCUUUGCUCACCAGAUGUGGUAAACCGGGUCAUCAAGCAAGAACCUGUCAUUGACAACUGCAACCAAGACGUAUUGCAGCACCACUCAGAUUUAUCUUGCACGACUACCCUUGAUCUUACUGAUGGUACCAUAACUUUCAACGAUAACCUAGGAACCUACAGUGUCCCCACAAAAGUGGGAUCCAAACUGGAAGAUAUUUUGAUGGACGAUACUCUCUCCCCUGUAGGAGUUACUGACCCACUCCUUUCCUCAGUGUCUCCUGGAGCUUCAAAAACAAGUAGCAGAAGAAGCAGCAUGAGCAUGGAAGAUACUGAUCAUGCUUGUUAGCAGAUAAUUGGCAUGGCCUCUCAUAAACUGCUUCAUUUCUUAAUCAGUAGAUUAAAUAAUUUACAUUUUUAGGGUUUUUUGAUUUUCUUUUAAUAUUAAUCUACUUUUGCUUCAUCAAUAGCCCAGUAUAUAUAUUAUAUAUAUUUUUUGAAUUUUGUGAAAAGACUUGUAUAUUCUAUUUUAAAAGUACCAAUGCCUCCAAAAUAUUGUACAAUGCAUGUACAGUAUUUGUGAACUGGAUUCACCAAGAACUUUGAACUGGUCAAAUCUACUCAAAGCAAUAGAAUUACAAAUCAAAACAGUCUGUUUCUAUUCAGGGGAAACUUACAAGUUAUUUACUUGGAAACUAAAUGUAAAGCUUAAAAAAAAAAAAGAGAGAGAAUGUGAAGAAACCAAAAAUAUCCACUUUGUAACCAUGUUGUGUUGAUUUAAUAGUGCUGCCUUAAAGAUACAGUAUCCUUCAAACUUAGUUUAGUCUUUAUAUCACAAGAUAUUUAAAAUAAAUUACUAUUCUACUUUAAUAAUAAUAAUAAAACUAGCGUUAACACAUACUAAUUGUUGAUUCUAAUAUGAAAUGUUCCUGAUGAUGAUGCUAGAAACGAAGGAGAGAGUGUAGGGAGGCAUGAAUCUGUCUCAGUUUCUUGGAGUGGUGGUGUUCUUACUCUCAGUUGAAAGGGUUUCCCUUCUGCUCCUACUUCAAGCUUUUCUUUAAAGGCUUUUAUUUUGGAAAGGAGACUUAGAAUUGUUUAUCAACAAUAAAACAGAUGAGCACUGUAAGAUGGUAUACAUUUUCAGACAAAAUUCAAUACAUUUUAUCAACUGGGCACAUUUUGUUGUAUAUUUCUAACUGGCCUUUUUUUUUUUUUUUUAAAGUGUUGUACAGGUUUUUCAUUUGCAUGGAUUCUUUAGUUAUCCUCAUGUUUUUGUUUUGUUUUUAAAUAUAGUUGUAUUUCAUUUAUAAGGAUAUGCCUCUUAAUAUUGCAACAAUUUUUUGACAUGUUUAAAACUCACUGGAGGUUUUCUGCAUUCUUUGUAAACACUUGAAAGGAAGCUUUUAUGCAGGAUCCUAUGUAUUGAGAGAUUUUGAGAAUAUUUUGUAUAUUAGUCUCACUUUGGAAAUAUUUUUAAACACAAUUGAAGGUGUAGUACAAAUUUAGACUAGGUAACAAAACAAAGCUCUGUAGAGAAAAUGAAAUUACAUAUUUAUUUUUUAGUGUUAUAGAAAGAAUAGUAAUAUACUUUGAAGCCUAAUAACUAUAUAGAUAAUAUGCCCCUAGAGUAAUUAAAUUGGUGUUUUAUUUCAGCAAUAUGGCUGGUUUAAAAGAGUAAAUUUACUGUAUCUUAAAAUAACUGUUACUUUAUAGCCAUUGUAUUAAUUUAACUUGCAACAAUGUUGUAAAAGUAGUUUGGUGCAUUAUCUACGCAAGUGUAGUCCUAUGCAAUAACAGUAGUUACAAUUGUAUUAUAUCAAACCUAGAAGUUUUACAAAGAUGACAGAUGGUGUUAUGAGCCAGACUGACCGACUGGAUUUCUCGGUAGCAGCCUACAGUUGAAAUGUGUCAGAAAAGCAUCUCGUUCAGAAUGAAGUGCCUUAAAUUGUUGUAGUAGUCUUCUUGGACGAGCACUGACUGAAGUGUGGCAUAGGAGGAAGUUUUGGGGUGAUAGUUAUAGGAAAUUGGAGUGUAGCCUGGUGCCCUCUGUAGAAAACAAGAGCAUCCCAUUCUCUUUGUGCUACACUGGAAAGAUAUGUAUAAUAUAUAAAAAUUAAAAUCUUGUUUAGUGAUUGAGUGCCAACGUGGCAGACUUGAUCAAGAAACCUUGGUCAUGGCUGUUUAAUAGUAUUCUGAAAUCAAAUGUGAAUAUAGUGGUGAUGAUGAAAGAUGGAGGACAAAACGUCUGGAGUUCUAAUGGAAGGUUCAUACUGAUGGAUGCUGCAUCUUUCACAUAUACCUUUGGUUAUGAAAAAUUCUUGAAACCACUGGGGCCCAGUCCUGCUCUCAUGGAAGCCAAUAGGAGUUUUUUGUUUGACAAUGGGAGUGCAUGACUGGGCCUAUUAUCAGCUCUGCUGCUUUCUAUUCUGGUACUUGGGGUGGAUUGGGGCUUAGAGAGGGAAGUCUCCUAUGUGGUCGAUAUGGAAGACUGGUCUAGUUUACUAUGUAGUCCUGCCUUGAGUGCAGGGCACUGGGCUAGAUGACCCCUCGAGGUCCCUUCUAGUCCUACACUUCUAUGAGUCUAUAUUCUUGACAUUUUCUUAUAUUUGUAUAGCUUUCACCUGUUAGUUAUGCAGUUCUUUGUUUCUGUUUGAAUAGCUAAGAGUAUAUUAGCUUUGAUAAUCACCAGAUUUGUCACUUUUCGGGAGGGGCAAGAGUCAGCCCACAGUGUUACAACAAAUGCCUGUUCUUCCUAGCCCGUUUUUUGGACUGUUUUUUAUAUCUGCUAGACCAGUGGUUUCCAAACUGUGGCCCAGAGGCACUGCACGUAUGUCUCCAGCAUUCCUUAUUGCAACACAUCACCAUCUUCACUGCAGUUAAGAUGCUCAUGUAUCCUGGGUGGCUCGUUGCACAGCAGCUGUGCCACAGUUUAGCAACUAUGCAUGCAGUCACUUGCUCUUGUUGCAAUAUGUUAAUGGUGACAGAUGAAGGAAAUGGCAGGAAAAAGAGUGGCGAUAGCUCUAAUGCAAGGUCAUAUAUGCCCCUUCAAAGUAAAAGGGUGAGCAAAAGCCACAAAUGGGAUGCACAAGGUCAUUUGGGUGUUGUAACCAGAAAAAUCCAUUCAAGAUGGCCCCAACCUGGAUACCGUGUUGGGUACCACGCUGUUAUCCAUAUAGAAGUGGGGCCUGGAUGUAGGGUAUGCAAAUAUGCAUCAUGCUUAUUUGAUCCCUGUGUGGACUAAAAUGAAACCCUGAUCCCCUGCCCUUGUGCAAUUUGUAGAUGGUCCCCAUGUGCUUAGAAAUU
This is a messenger RNA of Dermochelys coriacea (leatherback sea turtle), 4585 nucleotides long. It is a transcript of the gene MITF, whose product is annotated as melanocyte inducing transcription factor. Gene Ontology annotation, biological process: melanocyte differentiation; regulation of transcription by RNA polymerase II. Gene Ontology annotation, molecular function: RNA polymerase II cis-regulatory region sequence-specific DNA binding; protein dimerization activity; DNA-binding transcription factor activity, RNA polymerase II-specific. The record is from RefSeq and is a predicted model, not a curated record. NCBI's taxonomy places the organism in Eukaryota, Metazoa, Chordata, Testudines, Dermochelyidae. Gene Ontology annotation, cellular component: nucleus.